Messenger RNA from Hypomesus transpacificus, 1601 nucleotides. RefSeq names its product cytidine monophosphate N-acetylneuraminic acid synthetase a (gene cmasa). Lineage: Eukaryota; Metazoa; Chordata; Actinopteri; Osmeriformes; Osmeridae. The transcript is spliced from 8 exons. The record is from RefSeq and is a predicted model, not a curated record. Gene Ontology annotation, molecular function: N-acylneuraminate cytidylyltransferase activity. Bases 181 to 1491 code for a protein of 436 amino acids.
ACGUAGACUACGUGUAAAAAAAAGAAGAAGCUGUGUUUAGUAGUGUGCAGAAACUAGCAGAAUCUACUUUCCAUCUAUUUAGCCAAUUAUUCGAGACUAGUAGGCCUACCUCUACAUUCCUUCAAUACUCCAAGUGCUACAAACCAGCGUCCCUUGGCCAUCACUGAUUUGUGAGUAAGAAUGACCGAAAGAAAACGCAAUGUAUCUGACGUGGAGGACGAGCGAGACGGUGAAGUGUCCGGGUCAAAGAAAUUAAAGGAUGGGACCGGUAAAAAGAGACACAUUGCGGCGUUGGUCUUGGCAAGAGGAGGUAGUAAAGGAAUUCCCCUGAAGAAUAUCAAAAUGCUGGCCGGGGUCCCGCUAGUCGGCUGGGUGCUGAGAGCUGCGGUGGACUCCAACAUGUUUGACAGUGUGUGGGUGUCGACGGACCAUGAUGAGAUAGAGAAGGUGGCGCGGGCGUGGGGGGCGCAGGUGCACCGCCGGAGCCCCGAGGUGUCCCAGGACUCCUCUAGCUCCCUGGACACCAUCCAGCAGUUCAGCCGCCUCAACCCCGAGGUGGAUGUGAUCUGCAACAUCCAGGCCACGUCGCCCUGCCUGCACCCCUCCCACCUGCAGGAGGCGCUGCAGCUCAUCACGCUGCAGGGCUUCCAGUCUGUGUUCUCUGUGGUGCGGAGAUACCACCUCAGAUGGCAGGAGGGGAAGAAGGGAGCGGGCGUGUCCACCCGGCCCCUGAACCUGGACCCGGCCUGCAGGCCACGCAGGCAGGACUGGGACGGGGAGCUGUGUGAGAACGGCUCCUUCUACUUCGCCACCAGAGAACUCAUCCAACAGGGGCUGUUACAGGGGGGUAAGAUGGCCUACUAUGAGAUGCUACCAGAGUUUAGUGUGGACAUCGAUGUGGACAUCGACUGGCCCGUGGCAGAGCAGAGGGUACUCCGGUUUGGCUACUUCGGCCGGGCCCAGCCCGAGGUGGUGCGGCUGCUGCUGUGUGUGGUGUGUGGGGGUCUGACAGACGGCCAGGUGCUGCUGUCUGCCUCGGGGGAGGAGAUGCUCUCCUUCAGCACCAGAGACACCAGGGGGAUACGCAUGCUGCAGGAGGAGGGAGUGGAGGUGGUGCUAUUGAGCUCCGUGGAGGAGCCUCUGUCCAGCGCUCUGUGUGAGCGUCUGACCCAGAGGACAGGCUGUCCAGUAAGGCAACUGGGCGCAGACGUGCAGGCUGACGUCAGGGCCAUGAUGGCCAAGAGGAGCCUGGGCUGGAACGAGGUGGCUUACCUGGGUAAUGAUGAGCAGGAUGUGACUUGCCUGACCCUGGCUGGUCUGAGUGCAGUACCUCUCCACGCCCCCACAGGGGCGCUGAACGCUGCCAAGUACUCGUGCCACAGUGGGGGGGGCCGGGGGGCCCUGAGGGAGUUUGCAGAACACAUCCUGCUGCUGAAGAAGAAAGCCAGGGCCCAGCUGGAGCAGGACCGCAUCAACAGACAUGCCUUCUGACCUGGAGCACAUCCACAUACACCUUCUUACCAGGUGCACAUCCACACACACCUUCUGAUCCGGAGCACAUCCACACACACCUUCUGACCAGGAGCACAUCCACACACACC